AUGUCCACUCCUCGCAGUGCAUCGCCCGUUCCGCGAUUAGCUCUGCAGAUACCAGGCCAGCAACAGCAGCACCCAGCCAUAGCUUCCACAAUGAAGAUACACAAGCGACAUACCGUGCCCUAUCCAUCUCCAAGUUCGUCUCCUAAUAUUUCUCCGCCCGCGCCGGCUAGAUCAUACACACAUCCGGUUGGAAAGGACAUCGAGAAACAUCAACAGAGAUACAUGAACCGCAUGCAGUCCAAGCUGGAACCGCAUCUCAAGACUCUUGACCAAGCCCAGAGAAUGUCUAAGGAACCCCAAAAGGAAUCCGGACCAGAAGACGAACCAGUGCCUACUUUUUUCAUCAGCCCUGGAGCUAGCAAUUACCCCGAUGACAAUGACAUGUUACACGAGGAAUUUGUUGCCAUUGGUGACUUAGAAGAUCAAGACCUGGAUUACAUUAUGAGGGCUUCUGGAUUUCAAACAGCAGAGUAUAUGCCGGACCCAGAGGAACCCAUCCAGGAGCCUGUUCAGAUUACUGUGGACAGCCCAAGCGAACAUCAACAGAUGUCGCUACAUCCCCAGUCAGCAACUACUCAGGGACUUCUUGUUGCUCCGGUAGUGCAGGGUCCAAUCAGCGACUCUGGGGUUGGGUCUACUAUGGGUAGUCCUGGAACGCUUGCCUCAAACUACGCCAAUGCAGGACUACAAAGUUUUGCCACCGAUGGGUCGGUAACAAGGGCGCUUUCAGGGCAUGCAAGGAAGAUUUCGGCUGCUUCUUCACUAGAGACUGAAGCUGGCUUAGGGAACGGGAGCCUUAUGGGCCGACCAAGCCUCGUCCCCGAGUCCGGCUCGUCUUAUACAGUGGCAUCUUGCCAAGAGCUCACUCCACCGAGCUCGGCAACUCUAUCUCCGAAAUCUUUCCUUGCUACCCAACCAGAGUUAAGCAGGGCAAUGAUGGACCUCGAAAGCAUCCACGCGAUCGAGAGGCAUUUAAUUAGUCCCAUGAUCGAUAACCUUGAAUUUGUUGGAUUACAGAAGGUCCUCUCCUGUGCGAAGGAAAGAAUGUAUCAAGGGCAAAUUCGAUGUUUGAGAGAUGUGGAGAAAUACAUCAUGAAUAUGGUUAAUAAUAUGAGCCCAACCGUUCCACCGAAAAACUUCUUCAAUACUCUCUUCAAUGGGAUUCAGAAUGCCUAUCCUGAUGUUCUUGAGAAAGAUCGUGUUCGGGAGAAAGACAUUCCAUACACAAAAAAUUAUUUUUUGGAUCAGCUUGCCCUAGUAUCAGGAGGCGCCAUGCAUUAUUCCAAUGCCCAACAGCGAGUAUCUAAGCGAAGGUUGUCGGCUGAUGCCGAGGAAUCUGGCAUUAAAAGACCAGCGAUCACUCCUGCCAGUUUCAACUCACAAGGGCCGUUUGUCAAGCCAGUUGCGAAGCUCAGGCAAAACAAUACACCCAAACAACAGCUUGAAAUUCUUACCCAGGUUCCUCCUGAGGUUUACAAUUCCUGCCAAUUGGUUAGUCACCCUCAGACUCAUAUAGGCAACAAUUCUACUUUCCAGUUUGACGAGAACACGAAAAACACCAUCGCUCAAAGUCAAUCCUGCGAUGUUCGGGCAUAUUAUCAGCCUACUAUAUCGCAGCCAUGGCAAUCUAGUGAUCAAUUGGGAAUGACUACUACCAUGAUCAGCCAUGGUGGAUAUUCUCCAGCAACUUUGCAGACAUCUUUGACAGCCACCUCUACUCUUGCCUUAGGUGGUUUCGCAACCUCCCCAUCCGAACCCACUUCUGCGAUUAGCGCUGGUUCUCCGCUUCACUCUUCACCAAUUUCUCGAGCCAAUUCCAAGGAACCUGCCAACUAUUCCUGUGAAUUCUGCCAAAAGACCUUUCCCCGUCCUUGCGACCUGACGAAACAUCGCAAGACACAUGACCGUCCUUUCAAAUGCGACGAUGUAAAUUGCAAAUACCACAUUGAAGGAUUUCCUACCAACAAGGAGAAGGAGCGUCACCAAAAUGAUAUUCAUGCCUUAAAUUCAAGGGAGUGGAAAUGCCAAUUCGCCCCUUGCCCAUACAAAUCAAAGCGUGAGAGCAAUUGUAAACAACACAUGGAGAAGGCACACCAGUACAUCUACAAGCGAAUGAAGAGGAAUCCGCGGAGGAGAGAUCAGGGAGUGCCGGUUACCCCGACAAGGAGAAAGAAGAACACAUCUAUUGCAAACGAGUCGCAGUCUUCGACGCCAGUCAUGCCGAAUGAGAAUCUCGAGAUUCCCCAGGUUUCACAGCCUAGCGACUUUCCUUUAUUCCUUGAUAAUUACUUGGAUCCCAGCCAGCUUCCAGGAAAUAAUUACCCGUGGGCAUCUCCUAUGACUAAUACCACCGAUUAUGACCAAAGCCCCUUAUCCAUAGUUCCAAAUGACUUUGAGGAUUAUCGAGGUGGAUCAAGAACAAACCCUGUGAUGACCGGCGAUUGGGUUAUGUUUGACGAUGUCGAUAACUCUGUACAUCAGUAUCGCGGCAUCUCAGACUUUCAACACAACUUUCAUCCUACAUUCGGCAUCGGAAACGAGUCUGCAUGGAACAUUGAUAGCGAUACUGUUGACUGA
Messenger RNA from Morchella sextelata, 2577 nucleotides. RefSeq lists its product as uncharacterized. The record is from RefSeq and is a predicted model, not a curated record. NCBI's taxonomy places the organism in Eukaryota, Fungi, Ascomycota, Pezizomycetes, Pezizales, Morchellaceae. The transcript has 2 exons. The coding region runs from base 1 to 2577 and encodes 858 amino acids.